Elgaria multicarinata webbii is the source of this 1985-nucleotide messenger RNA. It is a transcript of the gene SOX4, whose product is annotated as SRY-box transcription factor 4. NCBI's taxonomy places the organism in Eukaryota, Metazoa, Chordata, Lepidosauria, Squamata, Anguidae. Gene Ontology annotation, molecular function: RNA polymerase II cis-regulatory region sequence-specific DNA binding; DNA-binding transcription activator activity, RNA polymerase II-specific. The record is from RefSeq and is a predicted model, not a curated record. The transcript has a single exon. The coding region runs from base 306 to 1610 and encodes 434 amino acids. Gene Ontology annotation, biological process: positive regulation of transcription by RNA polymerase II; anatomical structure morphogenesis; cell differentiation.
UUUUCUUUUUUGAGAAGAACAGCUCUUUCCUCUUGGAGCCCGGCUUCUGCAAUUAGAUUCCCAGUGCAAAGUUGCGGGGGGAAAGGCGUGCAGAAAGUGCUGGAGAAACAAAAGCGGUGUGGAGCUACAACUACUUCCCAGAGGGGACGGUGCCUUAAGUAGGAGAAGGACGGAGAACUUGCGAAGGGGGCUUGAGAGCGCCCAGUGACUGGAAAAGUUGACUGUCUUGUUUCAAGCUGGUGCCAAACUGAGACCCGCCGAUUUCCCCACAGCUGCCGCCGCGAACGCGCGCGCGAGCCGCCGAAAUGGUGCAACAGACGAACAACGCGGAGAACACGGAAGCGCUUCUGGCCGGCGAGAGUUCGGACUCCGGCGCCGGCAUCGAGCUGGGCAUCGCCUCCUCGCCCACGCCGGGCUCCACGGCUUCGACGGGGGGCAAAGCGGACGACCCGAGCUGGUGUAAGACUCCCAGCGGGCACAUCAAGCGGCCCAUGAACGCCUUCAUGGUGUGGUCUCAGAUCGAGCGGAGGAAGAUCAUGGAGCAGUCGCCGGACAUGCACAACGCCGAGAUUUCCAAGCGCCUGGGCAAGCGCUGGAAGCUGCUCAAGGACAGCGACAAGAUCCCCUUCAUCCGGGAGGCGGAGCGGCUGCGCCUGAAGCACAUGGCGGACUAUCCUGACUACAAGUACCGGCCCAGGAAGAAGGUGAAAUCGGGCACGAACUCAGCGAAGCCGGGCGAGAAGAGCGGGGGUGGAGGGAGUGGCGGCGGCGGCGGCAGCCCGGGAGGAGCCACCACCGCCGUCUCCAACUCUUCCAAACUCUCCUUGAAAAAGGGCAGCGCCGCCAAACUCUCCCCCAGUGGCGCCGGAAAGCCUCAUCCCAAACUCAGUCUGAGCGGCGGCGGCGGCAGCAAAAACUCCCCGUCAUUCUCCGUGUCUGAACAGCCGGCUGCGCUCCUGCCCCCGGAGCACCACUCGCUGUACAAAUCCCGCGCCGCUUCGCCGGGCUCCUCCUCGCCCUCCAGCAGCAGCAGUAGCAACAGCAGCAGCAAACACCUCCCUGAGAAGAAGGCCAAGCGGCUCUACCUCUUCUCGCACUCGUCGCCCGGCGGCGCCGUGCCUGCCAGCCCGACGCUGAGCACCUCGACGGAGGCCAGCGACCCACUCAGCCUCUACGACGAAGCGGGCGCCGCGGCCGCCGCAGGGAGUCAGCAGGACGGGGGCGGCGGAGGCAGGGAAUCCUCCGCUUCCCCCGCGGGCGGCUGUUCUCCGUCGGACCACCGAAGCUACACCAGCCUGAGGGCGCCCUCGCCAGCGCCGUCCACCUCGCACUCGUCGUCCUCGGGCUCCUCCUCCGCCUCCUGCGCUUCCUCCUCCUCGGACGACGAGUUCGAAGACGACCUGUUGGACCUCAACCCCAGCCCGGGUUUCGACAGCAUGGCCCUGGGCAGCCUGAGCUCGUCGGUGCUCGACAGGGACCUGGAUUUUAACUUGGAGCCCGGCUCGGGCUCGCACUUUGAGUUCCCGGACUAUUGCACCCCGGAGGUAAGUGAGAUGAUUUCGGGGGACUGGCUCGAAUCCAGCAUUUCCAACCUGGUCUUCACGUACUGAGGAGGAAGAAGGAAGAGAAGAGAAAAGACACGAAAAGUAGCAUGUGUGUGCGCGCGCGGGGGGCGUGGGGAGCGAGAGAGACGCAAACACGGCACAGACCCACGCGUGCUAAGGACAGACUGGAGAGCGAGAAUUUCGCCCACGGAGAGUGAGGGUUUUUUCCCCCCAUCAAUGAAACUGACUGGGGGGGUGCGUGUGUCUGAUUUUAAAAAGAAAAUGGCAAAAGGGAUCAACCUUUUCUUCUUUUUUGUUUUUGCGAGAAAAAGCAAACCACAGAAGUAUCUGUCUAGCUAAACAGAUCCUCACCCCCACCCCCUUUUUUCCACGCUCCAACAGCCGAAGAAUGAGUUCCACGUUUCAGAGACUAUGGCGAGA